GAUGGUUUUUUACUGUUACGGAGUGAGCAGAUUGAACGAUGAUAUCCAUUUUGUGACUGGGAGGAGGCCUAUAAAAUAUUGGAGAAUGCUGUGGUAUACAUAUCCAGUUAUUUUAAUGGGUGGCAUAGGUUUAUUGGUUUUGGAUAAGCUCCGAGGAGUUGCUAAACACAAGUCGUUCAUAGAGAAAGACUUUCCGGAUUCGCCUUUCUUCGAUUCGAUCCUCUUCGUGGCUUUGGGAAUUGUGUUUCUGUACCUUCUGAUCAUCUUCAUAGGUACCUUCUUUUACAUAGUGAUGGCCGUGAGGACUUUAUCGACGAUUGUGCAUUUGCUGAAGCCGCAGUUCUACUGGGGACCAUUCGAUAAGGAUAUGAGAAUCGCAAGGAAGAGUUUCGCUCCGAGAACGUCGAUCCGUUCUCAACCGCCAAAGAAGAAACGGCAAAGGUUCCGUAUGCAUUCCAUCAAGCAAAUGCACGAACGUGAUAUUGCCGAGCACGUGAACCGCGGCAGGAUCUUCCUGGACUCCAUAUUCUUCACGAACGUCGGGGAGGAAGACAGGAGGCGGCAAUCCCAAUACCUGGACACCCUGAAGAUGAUCAUCAGGCAUAGACGCAGCACUCUAUUUUGAUUCGGAGUCGUGUUGGAUGGGGUUUGCGAAUUGGGGCACCGCGGAUUUAGGUCUUUUUGUUGUCGUGCGCACGUGUUAAUUACACGCGACGGAAAAAGGGGGACACGCUCUUAUAGAGUCGUAAUGAAAUGCAAUUUACCACAGAGGCGGAAUGUGCCGCAAAUUGCACACACGCGACUCGAAUUAUCGGACUGUCAUUAGGAACAUUCUAUUCUUAGAUUGAGACUCGAAGACAUAGAAAUCACGGGAGAAUCGACCGCAGAGUGCGGAAGAGAGGAGAAAAAAAAUAAUUUUGGGAUUCGCAAAGUUUUUCCAGGUUUGUUGGAGACCUUCUAAUUUUAGUGCAACGUACUUUAUUUUCGGGCCGUGCGAAAAACAACAAACGUCGUCAACUUCACCACAUCUGUCCUGUGUUUGCUUUGUAUAAAUAAUAUUCGCCGAUUCAGAAACAACAAACAACACGGCCAGUUAAUACGUCAACCUGAGGUUGAAAAGAUUUAUACGGAAAUUAAUCAUCGUUCAAUUAAACGUUUCCAAUUUGAUUCCUUGGAAAUAAUUAAUAUUUGUUUAUUGUCUACAUCGAUUUCCGCAACAGAAUUCGUUGACCCAUUCAAUUCAUUAAAACGCAUUCACUAAAUGAGUAAUCUACAUAUAUAUGGAAAUUUUGUAAUUAUUCAUAGUUCUGGAAAUCCUUCAAUCCUUGAUUGUUUCGACUGCUGAUUUACUUGCC
This is a messenger RNA of Nicrophorus vespilloides, 1355 nucleotides long. RefSeq lists its product as uncharacterized. NCBI's taxonomy places the organism in Eukaryota, Metazoa, Arthropoda, Insecta, Coleoptera, Silphidae. The transcript has 3 exons. The record is from RefSeq and is a predicted model, not a curated record. Bases 2 to 625 code for a protein of 207 amino acids.